CCAUCGUUUGCAUUUAAUCCUUAGACCACCCACUGAGGAAGAAAGCUGAUGGGACUCUGAGCAAGAGCUAGAGCCCUGGCAGCAGGUCACACAGCUCAUCAGAACACUGACUGGCUCUCCUCUGUAUUAGUCUGCUCAGGCUGCCAUGACAAAGUGCCAAAGACUGGGGGACAUAAACAGCAAAGAUCCAUUUUCUCACGAAUCUGGAGACUAGGUGUCGGCAGCCCUGACCCAGUCCCUGAGCUGGAGGGAUGGAGAACUCCUCAGCAGCAUCGGCCUCCUCCGAGGCUGGGAGCAGCCGUUCCCAGGAGAUCGAGGAGCUUGAACGCUUCAUCGAUAGCUACGUGCUCGAGUACCAGGUGCAGGGGCUGCUGUCAGACAAGACGGAAGGUGAUGGUGAGAGUGAGAAAACGCAGUCCCACAUCUCCCAGUGGACAGCAGACUGCAGUGAACAGCUGGACAGCAGCUGUUCCUUCUCCCGAGGACGAGCGCCCCCACAGCAGAACGGCAGCAAAGAUCACUCUCUGGACAUGCUGGGCACAGACAUCUGGGCCGCCAACACCUUUGAUUCCUUCAGUGGUGCCACCUGGGACCUGCAGCCCGAAAAGCUGGACUUCACCCAGUUCCACCGGAAGCUCCGACACAGGCCCAAGCAGCCCCUGCCACACAUUGACCGUGAAGGGUGUGGAAAAGGAAAGCUGGAAGAUGGGGAUGGGAUCAACCUGAAUGACAUCGAGAAGGUCCUCCCAGCCUGGCAGGGCUACCACCCGAUGCCCCAUGAAGUGGAGAUUGCGCACACGAAGAAGCUGUUCCGGAGGAGAAGAAAUGACCGAAGACGGCAGCAGAGACCUCCAGGAGGGAACAAGCCCCAACAGCACGGUGACCACCAGCCGGGCAGUGCCAAACACAACAGGGACCAUCAGAAAUCUUACCAGGGGGGCUCGGCGCCCCACCCCUCAGGGAGGCCCACCCAUCACGGCUACAGCCAGAACCGGCGCUGGCACCACAGCAACAUGAAGCACCCACCCAGCGACAGGGGGGAGGCAGGCGCCCACCGCAAUGCCAAAGAGACCUUGACCAUGGAGAGCCCCAAACUUGAGGAUGCCCUGGGGGACGCCGGGCACAGUGGCCUCGAGCCCCCCCGCAGCCCCGAUGGCCCGGCCCCAGUGGCUUCUGAAAGGCUGCCCCCGCAGCAGCCAGGAGCCCCAGAGGCCGAGACAAAGCGUAAAGACAGUAUUAUCCCCGAGCGCAUCGGGGAGCGGCCCAAAAUUACCCUGCUCCAGUCUUCCAAAGACAGGCUGCGGCGGAGGCUGAAAGAAAAGGUACCGGAUGAAGUGGCAGUGGAGCCCACCAACCCUCAGCAGAACAAGAUGGACAAGCUGAUUGAGAUCCUGAACAGCAUGCGUAACAACAGCAGCGACGUGGAUGCCAAGCUCACCACCUUCAUGGAGGAGGCCCAGAACUCGACCAACUCUGAGGAGAUGCUGGGCGAGAUCGUCCGGACCAUCUACCAGAAGGCCGUGUCCGACCGCAGCUUCGCCUUCACGGCCGCCAAGCUCUGCGACAAGAUGGCACUCUUCAUGGUGGAGGGGACCAAGUUCCGGAGCCUGCUCCUCAACAUGCUUCAGAAGGACUUCACGGUGCGGGAGGAGCUGCAGCAGCAGGACGUGGAGCGCUGGCUGGGCUUCAUCACCUUCCUGUGCGAGGUGUUCGGCACCAUGCGCAGCAGCACCGGCGAGCCCUUCCGCGUGCUCGUGUGUCCCAUUUACACCUGCCUCAGGGAGCUCUUGCAGUCUCAGGAUGUGAAGGAAGAUGCUGUCCUGUGUUGCUCCAUGGAGCUGCAGAGCACAGGCCGGCUGCUGGAGGAACAGCUGCCCGAGAUGAUGACCGAGCUCCUGGCCAGUGCCCGAGACAAGAUGCUGUGCCCCUCAGAGUCGAUGCUGACCCGGUCACUGCUGCUGGAGGUCAUUGAGCUCCAUGCCAACAGCUGGAACCCUCUGACACCCCCCAUCACACAGUACUACAACAGAACCAUCCAGAAACUGACAGCCUGACAGCCAGGGGCCUGGCGGGCGGCCCGCGGGCAGCUGGGGCCCUGGUGCACAGGGCC
Messenger RNA from Miniopterus natalensis, 2110 nucleotides. NCBI's taxonomy places the organism in Eukaryota, Metazoa, Chordata, Mammalia, Chiroptera, Miniopteridae. The record is from RefSeq and is a predicted model, not a curated record.